UCCGCAAAAGAAACAACUCUCUCUCUUUCUCUUGUGUUCUCUCAACUGUCAUUUUCUCACAUAUACUUCACACAACCAUUCACUUCAUACCUUCUCUCUUUUUCAAUCUCAUAUUCAUCCGACCCAGAAGUUUUACCUGAAAAAUUCUAAACCCUUUUGCCCAAAUUAUCCAUACCAACUAAUAUUUAAUCGAAACACACUCUCUUGAUCAUCUAGCUCAACAACAAACACAAAAAAAGAAGGGUUUGUUGUUUGGUUUUUCCAGUGAUGGAGCUGUUCCCUGCACAACCAGAUUUGUCUCUGCAAAUCAGCCCACCGAACAGUAAACCCACCUCAACAUGGAGAAGAAGAGAAGAAGAAAUAAAGUUGGGAUUUUGGGACUCAAAUAAUUGUAUGUCUUCAUCACUAGCUAAACCUGAUACCACUGCUUUUGAGCUCACUUUGUCAAAUCCAAGGGUUUCAGAUUCUAAUUCUAACCAUUCUUCUCAUCUUUUUCACAACACUACCAAUUUUAACCCACAUCACUAUCACGGCCAUCAACAACAAAAUCAUCUCAUGUUUCAGCAAGAAGCUGGUUUCUUGAGGCCUAUAAGAGGAAUUCCGAUAUACCAAAACCCUCCGGCUCGAACUAGUUCUGAGACAAGCUUAAGUACUCCGUUCCAGUCUCCGGCAGGGUUUAUGAGAUCAAGAUUCAUGUCUAGGUUUCCGGUGAAAAGAAGCAUGAGAGCGCCGAGGAUGCGAUGGACCACAACUCUUCAUGCUCGUUUUGUCCAUGCUGUUGAGCUACUGGGUGGCCAUGAAAGAGCUACACCUAAGUCAGUUCUUGAGCUCAUGGAUGUCAAAGAUCUCACAUUGGCCCAUGUUAAGUCUCAUUUACAGAUGUAUCGAACAGUGAAAACAACUGAUCAUAGGGCAGCAGCUUCUUCAGGACAAUCAGAUGUAUUUGACAAUGGAUCGUCCGUGGAUACUUGUGAAGAUGUUAUGUUUGAGAUUCAAAACUCAUCAAUAAAUUCUGAAAUAUCAAAGCAACAGGGUAUGCAAAAUGGUGAUCAGGACAAGGACUACCAACUUCUCUGGAGCAAUUCUUCCAGCAGGGAAGCCUGGUUGCAUGUGAAACCUCAGGAUUCUUGUGGAAACUUAGAGAAGCAAAUGGGUCCAAAGUGCCUAAGCUAUGAGAAAAUAUCAGAAGUAAGCUCACCAAUUUUGUCCCUCAAGAAACCUAAUUUAGAAUUUACUUUGGGAGUUGAAGGUCAUAUAAUUAAGUGAUCACAAAAUGAUCAUGAUAUCCAUGGGGGGGCUGGCUGAGGCUUUAUGUAGUGAAGAGAGAAUCAGGUGAGAAAAUAAGAAAAGAAAAAGAGAGAAAAGUAAAAGAAAAAGAGAAGCAGACAAGAAAGCAAAAAAAGAGUGGAAUAUCUUUCUAGUCAAGCUCUCUGUGUCAUCAUUUAUUAUAUUCCUACGUAAAUAUCAAAUCUAAUUCAUUUUCUUUUUUA
Mercurialis annua (annual mercury) is the source of this 1490-nucleotide messenger RNA. RefSeq names its product probable transcription factor KAN2. The coding region runs from base 268 to 1266 and encodes 332 amino acids. The transcript is spliced from 6 exons. Gene Ontology annotation, biological process: abaxial cell fate specification; regulation of DNA-templated transcription. Gene Ontology annotation, cellular component: nucleus. Gene Ontology annotation, molecular function: transcription cis-regulatory region binding. Lineage: Eukaryota; Viridiplantae; Streptophyta; Magnoliopsida; Malpighiales; Euphorbiaceae. The record is from RefSeq and is a predicted model, not a curated record.